CGAUCGGUCACUGACUCACACACGUGUCGCGGGUGCCACCACCACUUCUCCCUCGCCUUUUCUGGGGUUUCCGUUACUUGCCAUCGUCGCCGCCAUUUCUCCUUCAAUCAACAGCGUCCUUCCCAUUCAAUUUUGAAUUCCCGACGCCGGCUUUCGCUUGUGCUCUCAGCGAUGUGAGUCGCACUCAGCCGCGCAGAAUCUCCCCCCGCCGAAGCUCGAGGCCGGGAAUCCUAAUUCCACAUGUUCCCGCUGAGAAAUCCCGGCGCUCUGACUGCCGCAUCGUUCCCACAUCCAUGGCGGGCUACUUCCUCCUUCGUCCCUCACUCUCGAGAAUUCAACACAACCGCUGCGCCGCUCCCACUCCUCCUCCGUUGUUCUUCGAAAGUGGAGGAGUUAUCAAUGGAAGAUGGGACUAGACGAGUCGUCAAUAGCACGUUGGCGUUGACUACGGGAGACAGUUUCAGAAGUUUGCUUCCGAGGAUUCGAGAAGAAGAAGGAGAGGAGGAGGAGGAGCAGCCGCAGAAGCAGAAGCAGGAGGAUGAGGACGAGGGAGACGAAGAAGAUGAGAAAGGGAUUUCGAGAAUACGAGUGCCGAGGCAGAAGUACAUUCCGGUUCCGAAGGCCGAGCUAUUGGAUGCCAUUCUUCUCAAGUUCUUCGACUCCAAGGAGGACGCAGAUCAGUUUCUCAACCUCUCUUCGUGCCUGGAUUCCAUCCUCCAUGCUGAACACAAGAACAUUUUGGAAGAGAUGCGAGUCGACUAUUCCGUUCUUGAUUCCGUUGGGAGCAACGAGGAAACGGCUGAGGAAGGGUCUUCUGGCGGAGCUGAAGAACUCAAAACUGUUAAUGGGGAAGGUGUUAAUUUUGUUGUUGAUGACGGAAUCAAUGGAAGUGAGAGUUAUGAGAAGUUGUGGGAAGAGGCUAAAGCAAAGUAUUUCAAGUCUGGUCUGGAUUUCAGGAAUCUUUUGGGCUACUCGGAAGGAAAUGGAAGGAGAUAUAAGCCAGGGAGUUCUAGACUUGCAGUUGCAACGCGUUUCCAGCGCGCUUUCAUGCAGCUUCUCGACAAUGCACAGUUUCAGGAACUAUCAGCCAGUGAUUUGAUUUUGACAUCAGCUUUGAACUCUGAUUACCUCCUCACUUUACCAAUAUAUGUGGACUGGAAGAAAGCAUCUGAAUCCAAUGCCAUAAUUUUCAGGAGGGGUUAUGCUACUGAGAGAGAGAAAGGUUUGCUGAUUGGCGAAAAGUUGGAUUAUAUACAGUCCAGACUUCUUCAAAAGAUCUUCUUCACUGCCUCAAAGCCCUUGGGAAAAGUUGGCAAAUGGAUAAAACAGGCAGUCACAGAUGCUUCUGAAACUCAAGAGGUGCAUCAUUGGCUUAAGAGAAUGACACUCUGGGUAGAGGAACUAUCUUCUUUAAGGAGUUCAAUCAUCGCCAGAUAUCAAGCAUCUGAUGAUCCACAAGGACCAAAUGAACUUUCAGAUAAUGAUCUUCCAAUUUGGCUGGCUGCGCAGAGGGCAGUAAGUCGUUAUGAAGGGUUUCUAUCUCCUAGUGGGCCCAGGGAAAGGCUUUUCCGGAGACUUCUUACCUGGACAGGGCUUGUACCUCCAGUACCGGAAAUGUCAUUUGAACAUGGCAGUGAAAGCAAUGCUUCUGAAUCGCAUCUAAGGCCAAUCUUCUUGUCAAGGAUAUCACUUAGUGAUAUAUGGAAGCCUGCUAGUAGAAAAUUCUGCGGAAACAAUCUGUGGAAAAUGUCAAAGAAAGCUUUCUCCAUUCUUCUCUCACAGUCAGUCCUCCAGGAGCCUGCGUUUGAAGAAUUGAUAUUGCUGUAUACUGAGGAUGAAAGUGGGAGAGAUGCUACUUACAAGGAUGAGGUUGCAUCACUGCGAUUGAAGAUAUAUGAGAGAAUUCCGAUUCCUGACCUACUCGUAAAUACUUCUGGCGCGCCGAUGUAUUGUUUCCCUUUGAUAUGACAUAUGUUUGGCUUAUCUUGUGAGUAAGCCAUGAUUCAAGCAGAUUUGCACAUUUACAUCGUGUAUAAAGUAAUUGCAGGUUGUUUUCCCUCACAAGAAGCUCUCCUUCCGUAUACUAGACACGGUUCGUUUGGAUGCCGCGGCAAUAUUGGGACUUUCAGCAUACUUCAUAAACUACAAGUUUGUGAACCUAUCAUCUUCCCCGUCAGCGUUUGUUCUUGAUGUUAUAGCCAUAACUGCUCUGAUAGUAUCCGUGUCCCGUGUGGUAUUAGGUUACAAACAAACCUGGGACCGGUAUCAAUUACUUGUCAACAGGACACUUUAUGAGAAAACACUGGCCAGCGGAUUUGGCUCGGUUCAUUUUCUUCUGGACGCUUCUGAACAGCAACAGUACAAGGAAGCUAUUUUAAGCUAUGCGAUCCUACUCAAAGCAAAGAGUGGCCAGGCCACUUGCAUUAGGAGUGUUGGAGAGGAAUGCGAGCGUUUCGUAUACAAUGCUUUCGCAGUAAAAGGUGGAGAUGCCUGUGGAGAAAGCAGUGAAGACGUUGCUAAGGCUAGGACUGAUCACGGAAUCACCUGGCUCCCAACCUGAUGGAACGAGCAACAAGGUUGAGGCUGUCCCCUGCAGGGAGGCAUAUGAGGCACUUAAACAACGUUGGAAUGAGUUGCUUGCUUCACACGACAUAGCUUAAUCCCAAACUUCCCCAAGUCAAACAUCGGAUGUGUAGCCUAGUUUGGUCGAUGAAGAAUAUGAGUUACUUGUAAAGCUAGCUGUUGAUAUGCACUCCUUUGAAUAUAUAACAAGAGCGUUUGGCUUGCGAUAAGGUUAGUACUGCUAAUUAUUUGAAUUUAAGUUAGACUAGGGUUUUGAAUGCAUAUUGUAGACGGUUGGAUUUUGGAUGUAGAAUGUAGUUUUAUAAUCGAUUAGGGUUCCAAAUUUAGAUUCUAAGUUAAAUUAGAAUUUCGCGAUGUUGAUCACCUUUGAAUUUACCAGAUGUUGAUCACCUUUGACCUGCUAGAUAGAUUACAAGACGAAGAUUUCCUUUGAUCCACCAGACAAAA
Molecule: messenger RNA, 3030 nt
Organism: Linum tenue
Lineage: Eukaryota; Viridiplantae; Streptophyta; Magnoliopsida; Malpighiales; Linaceae
Source: the annotation of a GenBank genome assembly